Molecule: messenger RNA, 3442 nt
Organism: Branchiostoma belcheri (Belcher's lancelet)
Lineage: Eukaryota; Metazoa; Chordata; Leptocardii; Amphioxiformes; Branchiostomatidae
Exons: 8
Coding region: 281-3400 (1039 amino acids)
Molecular function (GO): UDP-glycosyltransferase activity
Source: RefSeq, a predicted model, not a curated record
GUUCCACCGGUCGUUUUGCCUACGUGGAGCACGCGUGUUUCUACAACCGAAUUAUCUAUUCCCAACUAAACUAGUUUCUACAGCGCCACAAAGGUUGUGGUUUUGAUUUUUCUGUGGCACAAGGUCAUCAUUCUUAAGCUGUCUACAUAUUACAAGACCUGCAAACUGUGGAAACUCCCAAGCCAGCUGCUUAAACUUUGAGAAUUUGAGACACGUUCGGAUCCCAGGUCACUUCCGCGUAGCCUCUCAAACGACGUCCGGAUCGUCUAGACGCAACGCCAUGGAGAUCAGAUCGCGGUAUGUACUGUUGUGUGUGAUAAUAAUUCUGACUGUUCACGGAAUCGGCGCGGAGAAGGUUCUGGUGGUGCCGCCGGCCGUAGCGGGCAGCCACUGGUUCCCCCUAGCGUCAGUCGGUCAGGCCUUGGCGGGGAGGGGCCACGACGUCACCGUUGUUGUCUCUCAGGACAUCGUGGACAAACGUCGCACCGAGAGACCCGACCUGCAGUUCGAGUCGUUCUUAGACAAGAGAAGUCAUGCUGGGUUGGAAGCCAUUAUAGCCCAGAUGAGCGACGUGUCGGAUAACUCUAUGUUCCAUAGGUUGCAAAUCUUGAAAGAGAUGACCAAAUUUACGGCUCAGUACUGCGAUCUGCUGCUAGGAGAUGUCGGCUUGAUGCGGAGGCUGAAACAAGCACGUUUUCAGGUUGUCGUAUCAGAGCCUUUCAUUUGCCAGUGCGGAGCCAUAGUCGCAGCACAUCUGGGCCUCCCUCACGUCGCCCUCCUGCGUAAUGACCCUGUUGGACUUGACUCCCUCGCCACAGGUGUGCCCCGCCCCCCGUCCUAUGUACCAUUUCUCCUGUCCAGUUUUACCGACCGGAUGACUUUCUCACAGCGGGUACAGAACCUUGUCGUGUCAUUUAGAGUGUCCAUGAUGUUUCAGUGGAUCUCAGGAGGUAUCAACAAAGACUUGGUGAGAAAGUACCUUGGCGAGGAGGAGACUCUUGUGGGGUUUUUGGCUAAGACGGAUGUGUGGCUGUAUCAAACUGACGUUUUGCUGGACCUCCCGAGCCCGAGAAUGCCCAACAUGGUCGACGUCGGAGGGAUAAACUCUCAAGCGGCCAAUUCACUUUCCGAGGAUUUAGAGUUGUUCAUGCAGAGUUCUGGCGGUGCUGGGGUCGUGGUGGUCAGCUUCGGCUCCCAGGCCAAGACCAUCAACCCUGAAAGGGCAGAGGUCAUGGCAGCAGCCUUCUCACAGCUCCGACAGAAGGUGGUGUGGCGGUACACGGGAGAGAAGCCGGUCGGGCUGGGCAACAACACCAAGCUGAUGAGCUGGCUGCCGCAGAACGACUUACUGGGUCACCCAAAAACCAAAGCCUUCGUCACCCAUACCGGGAUUAACGGUGUGUUCGAGGCCCUGUACCACGGGGUGCCCAUGGUCUGUCUGCCGCUUUUCGGAGACCAGCCCGGCAACGCGGCUCGGGUAGUCUCCAGAGGGCUGGGAAUGAGGCUAGACUUCAACACGUUCACAACAGAAACAUUGUACCAGGCCAUUAUGCAGGUUCUAACUGACAAAAGAUUUGUUCUUGUUUGCCCGUCACUAGCUACCUUGAGACGGCAGCCCGCCUGUCCCGUCUGCACCGUGACCAGCCCCAGUCACCCAUGGAGCGGGCCGUUAUCAUUCUUAAGCUGUCUACAUAUUACAAGACCUGCAAACUGUGGAAACUCCCAAGCCAGCUGCUUAAACUUUGAGAAUUUGAGACACGUUCGAAUCUCAGGUCACUUCCGCGUAGCCUCUCAAACGACGUCCGGAUCGUCUAGACGCAACGCCAUGGAGAUCAGAUCGCAGUAUGUACUGUUGUGUGUGAUGAUAAGUCUGACUGUUCACGGAAUCGGGGCGGAUAAGGUUCUGGUGGUGCCGCCGGCCGUAGCGGGCAGCCACUGGUUCCCCCUAGCGUCAGUCGGUCAGGCCUUGGUGGGGAGGGGCCACGACGUCACUGUUGUUGUCUCUCAGGACAUCGUGGACAAACGUCGCACCGAGAGACCCGAGCUGCAGUUCGAGUCGUUCUUAGACAAGAGAAGUCAUGCUGGGUUGGAAGCCAUUAUAGCCCAGAUAAUCGACGUGCCGGAUAACUCUAUGUUCCAUAGGUUGCAAAUCUUGAAAGAGAUGACCAAAUUUACGGCUCAGUACUGCGAUCUGCUGCUAGGAGAUGUCGGCUUGAUGCGGAGGCUGAAACAAGCACGUUUUCAGGUUGUCGUAUCAGAGCCCUUCUUUUGCCAGUGCGGAGCCAUAGUCGCAGCAUAUCUGGGAGUCCCUCACGUCGCCCUCCUGCGUAAUGACCCCUCAGGACUUGACACCCUCGCCACAGGUGUGCCCCGCCCCCCGUCCUAUGUACCGUUUCUCCUGUCCAGUUUUACAGACCGGAUGACAUUCUCACAGCGGGUACAGAACCUUGUCGUGCCAUUUAGAGUGUCUGUGAUGUUUCAGUGGAUCUCGGGACGUAUCAACAACGACUUGGUGAAAAAGUACCUUGGCAAGGAGGAGACUCUUGUGGGGAUUUUGGCGAAGACAGAUGUGUGGCUGUAUCAAACUGACGUUUUGCUGGACCUCCCGAGCCCGAGAAUGCCCAACAUGGUCGACGUUGGAGGGAUAAACUCUCAAGCGGCCAAUUCUCUUUUCGAGGAUUUAGAGUUGUUCAUGCGUAGUUCUGGCGGUGCUGGGGUCGUGGUGGUCAGCUUCGGCUCACAGGCCAAGACCAUCAACCCUGAAAGGGCAGAGGUCAUGGCAGCAGCUUUCGCGCAGCUCCGACAGAAGGUGGUCUGGCGGUACACGGGAGAGAAGCCGGCCGGGCUGGGCAACAACACCAAGCUGAUGAGCUGGCUGCCGCAGAACGACUUACUGGGUCACCCAAAAACCAAAGCCUUCGUCACCCAUACCGGGAUUAACGGUGUGUUCGAGGCCCUGUACCACGGGGUGCCCAUGGUCUGUCUGCCGCUUUUCGGAGACCAGCCCGGCAACGCGGCUCGGGUAGUCUCCAGAGGGCUGGGAAUGAGGCUAGACUUCAACACGUUCACAACGGAAACAUUGUACCAGGCCAUUGUGCAGGUUCUAACUGACAAAAGCUACCGUGAGACGGCAGCCCGCCUGUCACGUCUGCACCGUGACCAGCCCCAGUCACCCAUGGAGCGGGCCGUCUGGUGGAUAGAACACGUCAUCAAACAUGGCGGACUGUCCCAUCUCCGCGCACGCGCCGUGGAGCUGCCGUGGUACCAGUACUACCUGCUGGACGUGGCCGCCUUCCUGUUGGCCGUCUGUUCAGCUGUUCUUGUGCUCAUCUGGUGCAGCUGUUCUCUCGUCUGUAGAAAGAUUUGCCGUAAAAGUGGCGACAAGCUGAAGUCUCAGUAGAGAAUUCCAAAGAUUGUAACGUUAAGCUCACUAGCACUAUCU